Thrips palmi is the source of this 1272-nucleotide messenger RNA. RefSeq lists its product as uncharacterized. Gene Ontology annotation, molecular function: nucleic acid binding. The coding region runs from base 1 to 1272 and encodes 423 amino acids. NCBI's taxonomy places the organism in Eukaryota, Metazoa, Arthropoda, Insecta, Thysanoptera, Thripidae. The transcript is spliced from 2 exons. Gene Ontology annotation, biological process: DNA integration. The record is from RefSeq and is a predicted model, not a curated record.
AUGCUGCAGGCUUAUAGUUAUAAACUUGUUCAUCGUAAGUCUGAGCUCAACACUGUGGCUGAUGCUCUCUCCCGCCUUCCUGUCAAAGCUGGAGUUAACGAUUCUUGUGUUCAUGUGAUUUACCCUGAUUUACCCUUGUCUGCUGAUUGUGUUAGUGUAGCUACUGCUUCGGACCCUUUAUUGUCCAAAGUUUGUGAGCUUACUGUGGCUGGUUGGCCAUCAUAUAAUAAGUUUUCAGACAACCCUGUUUUAGAGAAAUUUUUUAAAGUAAGAGAUUCACUUAGUAUUCAUAACAAAUGUUUAAUGUUUGCACUUAGAGUUGUCAUACCUCUGUCUUUACAGUCUAAAGUUUUGAGUUUGCUCCACCAAGGUCAUCCAGGAGUUGUUCGUACUAAACUGUUAGCAAGGUCCCUGGUAUGGUGGCCCUCUUUAAAUUCUGACAUUGAGGUGCUUUGUGAUUCUUGUAAUGUGUGUGCUAAGGUGAAUUUUAAACCUAAGGAGAAUUUUGUUCCAUGGCCGGCAGCAAAAUUUCCCUUCCAACGGGUUCAUAUUGAUUUUUUCUUUUUAAAAGUAAAGAGGGUUGAAUGUCUGAUUUUUGUUGAUGCCUACUCUAAGUGGCUACAUAUUCAAGUAGUUCCCAAUCUCAGAGCAGAGACUAUCAUCAAUGUCAUGUUUUCUAUUUUUGCUAUGUUUGCAACCUUGCCUGAAAUUCUUGUGUCAGACAACGGAGCUCCUUUCGACUCAGCAGAGUUCUUAGAGUUUUGUACCUCUCUGUCUAUCACUUCCAAAAGAAUCCCUCCGUAUCAUCCGGAAUCCAAUGGUUUGGCUGAGAGGUCUGUUGGAGUUGCUAAGUCUGCAUUAGCUAAGUUAUUUCCAGAGAAUGCGGGUACUGACGAACCCCUGGAACUAACCAUAAGCAAAUUCCUUUUUGAUUAUAGGAAUAUUCCUUCAACAGUCACUCAUAAAUCGCCUAAUGAAAUGUUGCUUUCAUUUAAAACAAGGACCCCUCUUACUGUCAUUAAUCCAAGUAUUAGACCUGAUUCCAGAUUGUCCUCCUCUCUCGCAGCUUUUAGAGAAGGAGAUCCUGUUAUUGUAAAACUAUCUAAACGUCACCCAGUUCUUAAUGGAGUAAUCGUACGUGCCUUGGGCCCCACGCACUACCAUGUUUCCAUUUCUGGUGUAAUCAAAAAAGGACAUUAUCUAGAUCAUGUUCCCCUUGAUGCAUCAUGUUUCCCCCCUGUGAAUCCUGCCCUUCACUACAACAGUGGUUGA